Phoenix dactylifera (date palm) is the source of this 1142-nucleotide messenger RNA. RefSeq names its product heavy metal-associated isoprenylated plant protein 39. Gene Ontology annotation, molecular function: metal ion binding. The record is from RefSeq and is a predicted model, not a curated record. Lineage: Eukaryota; Viridiplantae; Streptophyta; Magnoliopsida; Arecales; Arecaceae.
CAUUUCUUGCCCGCAUUCAGUACACGGCCAGCCACCCGUUUCUCUCUCUCUCUCUCUCUCUCUCUCUCUCUCUCUCUCUCUCUCUCUCUUCCCACCCUCCUCCUCACGCUCUCCCUCCUUUUUCCGUAGAAGACCGCUCACUCAGAACCCCUUCAAUAACCUCCUACCCUUCUCCACCUUUCCUUCAAACUCUCCUCUCCUCCUCCUACUACCAAUACUUCUUCGUUCAUCUCUAUACCUACCUUUCUCCCACAGUAGCUGUCGCUCUCUCCGUCCAUUUAUCGCUCUCUCUUACUGCCCUUUGGUUUGUGCGGUGUCUGGGUGUUUGGAGAGAUGAAGAAAAUUGUAGUGCAACUGGAUUUGCAUGAUGACAAGGACAAACAGAAGGCACUCAAGGCUGUCUCCACCCUUCAUGGAGUCGAUUCCAUUGCAAUGAACAUGAAGGAGAAGAAACUGACAGUGGUAGGAGCCGUCGACCCGGUCGACGUCGUGAGCAAACUCAGAAAAUUCUGGCAGACCCGUAUAUUCUCGGUCGGCCCUGCGAAGGAGCCUGAGAAGGAGAAGAAGGAGGAGCCGAAGGAGGAACCCAAGAAGGAGGAGCCCAAGAAGGAUGAACCCAAGAAGGGAGAGGCUAAGAAGGAAGAGGGCGAAAAGAAGAAAGACCCUCACGAGCAGAUGAUGAUCGAUCUUGUCAAUGCCUACAAAGCUUAUAAUCCUCAUCUGACCACACAUUACUAUGUCCAGAGUGCAGAAGAAAAUCCAAAUGCUUGUGCAAUCUUGUAAGUAAUUGCAUGGAAACAGAGAAGGUUAUGUGUAGGUGUUGAGUAGAAAAAGUUUGAGCCUUCCCAACCAGCCUGAGGGAAGGCUGUAGAAUUAGAGAGGCGACUCUAUACAGAUGGUGGGUGGUUGCUUCAAGAUUAAAAGGUAUGUUAAGUGGUGGAUGAAUAAGUUUUAUGGGUUGUUUUGAGUGAUUUCUAGUAAUUAUGUAGAGUACCACUAAUAAAUUUUUGACAUCGUAUCUUGUUUAUGAGUAUAUUAUGUGUAUAAGAAAGGGCUUUAAGAAACUUUGAUUUCUAAUGCCAUGCGAUAUUCUCGCUUUUGGAAUUACAUAUUUCAUUAAAAUAAAUGGGUAUAUAAAGCUA